AUGAGCUCGAAGCCAGUGAGGACGAGCGGAGGGGGCGGUGCUAUGGAGGACAGACCUCCUUCACGGACGAGACAAGGGUCAAUACAGGGACAGAAGAUCAUGGUGCAAGACAUUGCGUCCAAAGGCUCCAUAAAAUCUCAGUCGAGCAAAACUAUGCGAAAAAUAUCUGGACUACUUGGAAAUGUUCAGCCACGAAGUAUGCACGAUGUUCGGUCAAUGGGAGAAAGUUCUAUGAACAAUCAAGUUCGAGUUGCAGAGCUGCAAAAUUAUGUUGUCAACAAGAUUGAAAUGUUGAAAAAGAACCAAGCCAAUGUCAAAAAAUUGACCCAGUUGGCUGCCUUCAUACCAGAUUUUAUCCUAAAAGAAGAAACAUCCCGAAAAAUUCCAUAUCAAAGGAGCACUGAUGCUGUCGUGUUCAUGGUGGACGUUUCUGGAUUCACAGCCCUUACCGAAGCUUACAGCCUGAAGGGGAAGGGUGGGACUGACCAGUUGACCAAAACCCUAAUGAGCUACAUUGGACCACUUGCUGAAGCUAUUCUCUUGUGUGAAGGGGACAUUGUUAAGUACGCUGGAGACGCUUUCCUUGCUUUCUGGAGUACAAAUCCAGCAGAUUUUGCUGAGGAUGUCCAACGAGCGGUUGAUUGUGCUCUCUACAUUCAAGAAAAGUAUGGUUCAUACUUGUGCAAAGAGGUGGAUAUUACGAUUCGAGUAAAGAUUGGAAUCGGGGCUGGAACGGUACACCUCUGUGGAAUUGGAAAUGACAGUUAUCAACAUUACAUCGCCUUUGGACCUGGUGUCGAGGGGGCGUCCCUUGGCGAAAAACAUUGCACUUCUGGAGAGGUAGUGCUUCAUGAAUCCACGUGGAGUCACUGCAAUCAGGCCUUUUAUAAAUCAACCGUUCGAGAUGAAACGUAUCGCCUUGUGUCACAAAUCAUAACUUUCAUCAACCUUGAAAAGCGUGGAAGGCCUCAACGGAGUAAUGCUGGGAAAAGUGGUGAUAGAGCUCCCAGUGGUUCAGAACUCAUCAGACCCAUCAUUUCCGAGUCCAUUGAAACGAAGCCAGAGGAAUUUUUGAGAAGAUUUAUCAUUCCACCUGUUCUCCGUAAAGUUGAUGAUGACAUUCCUCUGGAAUAUCUUAAUGAGAGUCGCAUGGUUUGCAUUUGUUUCAUCCACAUUGACACGGUUCCGUUGAUAAGCGAAGGGACAGCCUUUCGUGAGGCGAUGACUCAAAUUGUGAACAAAUGCUUUGUGAAGAUUUACAACGGAGUGACACGAAUGCAGGGAGCGUUGACCAAAGUUAUCAUGUUCGACAAAGGGUUAACGUACCUCGUGGUAUUUGGUUUGCCUGGAUAUAUUAAUGAACACCAGUGUGCUCAUGCUUUGAAAUUCAGCCAUGCGGCUCGUCGGAAUCUCCUUGGGAUUCAGGGUGUAGAGGAGGUCUCGAUUGGGGUCACAACCGGUUCCUGCUACUCUGGAGUCUUGGGCCACCCGCGGCGACAAGAGUACACGGUAAUGGGUCGGAAAGUUAACAAGGCAGCACGCCUCAUGUGCUACUAUCCCUCAAGGGUGACAUGUGAUCAGGACACUGCGUAUCACUCCAAACUGGCAUCCUCCAACUUUGAGCUGCAAGAAUACAAGGAGCUCAAGGGUAUCGCUAACCCUGGAAAAAUCUUUGAGUUUGUCAACUCUGAAACUCAAGAGGAUAACUCGGUCACAACGUUUGCAUAUCCCAUGGUGGGACGAGACUUUGAACUUCGGUUUUUUAAAGAAAUCCUUGUGAAAACUCAGCGUGAAUUGGUGGAUCACAAUAAGGUGUCGGCUCUAGUGAAGGGAACGACGAUGGCGAAGGAAACUGCAAUAUCAAAAGGUGUUUGGAUGGUAGUGUUUGAAGGAGAAAAUGGGAUUGGCAAGACUCGAGUCCUUGCUGCAUGCAUGGCCGAAGCAGAAAAGCAAAAUAAUGUCCAAGUGUUUUCUGUCGGAAUGAAUCUCAUGAUGAAGGGACAAACAAUGUUUGGACUCAGCUCUGUCAUCAUGGAUGCCAUUGGCAUCGGCGGAUUUCGUACUUCAUCUGAACGUGAAGAUUAUCUCAGAAAAAGAGUACAAGAACCAGAUCUUACUGCCGAAUUGUGUGUAAUUAAUGACAUUUUACACACCAAGUUUCCCCUCAAUCCAAAGUACGCCAAUAUGGAGUCGGCUGCAACACAAACCUAUGGACAGCACGUUCUCUCGGCUUUGUUGAAAGUAUUUUACCCCGAUGAGUUGAUUGUGCUUGCUGUGGAUGAUGCCCACUUCCUUGAUCAACCGUCGUGGGACUACAUACUUGGAUUGUCUAAAACUCCCCAUGUUUUCUGUCUUUUAACACUGCGAAGAAAUGCUGCUGGUUCUGCAAAAAUUCCAGACUCAGUUUCGAAUCAAAUUUACCAUAAUAAGAAUGUGAAAGUUGUUCGUCUAAAUGGACUGGAACCUGUACAUUGCAAAACUCUAGCCUGCCAAAUGAUGGAGGUAUCAGCAAUUCCGGCUGACCUGGAGAAAAUUCUAAUGGCAAAAUCUCAGGGCGUACCUGCCUGGUGUGACCAAGUUUUGCAUGAACUUCUGCGAACUGGAGUCCUCCACAUUUCCACAUCUGCAAAGAAAACGGUCAUGGUGUACGCGGAUAAACAAACUUUGGAAAAGAUUGAUAAUACGAAGCAGCGUCGAACACAAAAAGCUUGGGCAUCCGAAGAUGACUACUAUUCAGCAAAUGUGAGCAAAGCAAAUAUAACAGGUCCGAGUCCUCGUGGGUCCUUUGCUGUUCUUCCAAUCACGCAACCCACUGAGGAGGUUGAUCCAUCCAAAAGACUCCUCGUUGUAAAGUCUGGAACCAAUAUUGGUCACAUUCAAAUUCACGGAACUCUGCAUGAAAUUCUGCUGGAUUCUUACGAUGAACUCAAUUCUAAUGAACAAAUCAUUCUAAAGUGUGCGUCUGUUCUUGGACGAAGGUUCAGCAGACUUAUGGUAACUCGGAUUCUCCCAUUUUUCGAACUAAACUCGAAAAAGUAUGAAGCUGGGUUUAACCGAUUGAUGGAGGCACGCUACCUACGAUGUGCUUCUGGAAUUCAUUCAAAAGCAUCAGGAAAAGACCAAACCCUAAUUCCAGAAUGUUUCUGCAAAGAAUUACCUGGUGACGCGACUAUGAACAAAGACGCUGAUACAGUACAGACUACAAGGUCAAGAUCAUUUAAGGCUGUAAACAUUAUUAUGAAACGUCCCAAAUAUCUUAGUUGCAAAUUCAUGGAGUUUGCUAAAGAGACACUAACUGAAGUAGUCUAUGGGCUCAUGACCGAGGAUCAAAGGAAAGACUUCCACUUGAAAGCAGCCAAGUAUCUGGAUUCAGGAGUGGCACGAUGUGAAAGUUGUGGCGGUCCGAACAGUUCAUUUGCUUACGGAAUCGUUCUAAAGUCCAACGACAUGGGGGUGCUGGAUAGCGAGGACGCAAUCCGAGCUGCGGUGAAUGCCAGACGGAAAAGUGAUGGUAGAACCGGCGUUAGUUAUUCCCAGUUGAAACAACAGCGGGGGCGACGAAGGGCUUCACUCCAAACUCAAAUCGCGGGGAUGAAGCGCAGGUUUCAGAAUGAUGGGUCUAAAAUUGCACAAAUUGAGUUUGAGAUACUAACAUUGCUGAGGAAGAUUGAUGUUCAAGAACGACGAAGUAACCAAUGUUGCGUGCGCAAUAUUUCCAAGGAAGAUGCCGAACGCGAGUUGAAUGAGGAGCUGCAUCUCUUGCGGGAUUCUGAUGACCAUGCCAUGGUCAACUUGAAAGCCAGUGGAGACGCAGGGCAAGCAAAUGAAAUUGGUGGUGGUGGCAGUGAAGGAGGAUCAACACAAGUCCCCCCACAUGGUUCUCAAACGGUAGCUCCAAUAAUUGGUGCUGGCGAGGGUGAGGGUGAGUCAACAGCAGUGGAUCGAGGCUCUCAAGACAAUGUCGACCUUCGACUAUGUGAAUGUUCCGCAAUCCAGGCGAAAGUAUGCAUCGAAAUGGUGAAACAUUACCGAGAGGACAGGACAAAAUUAGAAGUAUUCCCCCAAAAUACUUUUGAACUAAACUAA
Folsomia candida is the source of this 4086-nucleotide messenger RNA. RefSeq names its product adenylate cyclase type 10. Lineage: Eukaryota; Metazoa; Arthropoda; Collembola; Entomobryomorpha; Isotomidae. Gene Ontology annotation, cellular component: cytoplasm. Gene Ontology annotation, molecular function: adenylate cyclase activity. The coding region runs from base 1 to 4086 and encodes 1361 amino acids. Gene Ontology annotation, biological process: cyclic nucleotide biosynthetic process; intracellular signal transduction. The transcript is spliced from 10 exons. The record is from RefSeq and is a predicted model, not a curated record.